Molecule: messenger RNA, 504 nt
Organism: Theileria parva strain Muguga
Lineage: Eukaryota; Apicomplexa; Aconoidasida; Piroplasmida; Theileriidae
Product: Bacterial DNA-binding family protein
Exons: 2
Coding region: 1-504 (167 amino acids)
Molecular function (GO): structural constituent of chromatin; DNA binding
Source: RefSeq, a predicted model, not a curated record
AUGUUUACCCCAGCAAUUAAAUCACUUCUACUCGUGACAACACUCACCGUUGCCACCAACGCACUUAAAUUACUCGAAUCCAACCCCGCUACACACACAACAACACACAAACUCACAUUCAUCACACACAACACAACACAUAAAACAAACUCCAAACUCUACGCCAAAAAUAAACGAAACGUAUAUAGUAAGAGGGACAUUGUGAGUGAGGUGGGAGAGCGUUUGAAUAAGACUCAGAAGGAGGUGGGUCAGGUGGUGGAUGAGUUUUUAUCAUCGAUAAAGCGUCACUUGUCAAACGACGCGGAGGUGAGUUUGCCGAGGUUCGGCGUGUUCAAGAACAGCAUGCGUGGGGAGCGGAGGAUGAGGAACUUGCAGACUGGCGAAAUCUUCACAGCGAAGCCAGUGCACGUGCCCACGCUGAGGUUCUACGACACAUUCAAAGCCGAACUCAACCAUAAACUCAAAACCAAAGAUAAACGCAACUACUCUUCAUACAAUUAUUAA